CCGCCCCGGCUCUCCAGCUGCCCUCUGUCAACCCGCCCCCUCCAGAGGUCUCCAGUUGCAAGAAGCCUGGCAGGGUCACCAACCAGCUGCAGUACCUCCACAAGGUGGUGAUGAAGGCCCUCUGGAAGCACCAGUUCGCCUGGCCCUUCCGCCAGCCAGUGGACGCUGUCAAGCUGGGUCUGCCGGACUACCACAAGAUCAUCAAGCAGCCAAUGGACAUGGGGACCAUCAAGAGGCGACUGGAGAACAGCUACUACUGGAGCUCGGCCGAGUGCAUGCAGGACUUCAACACCAUGUUCACCAACUGCUACAUUUAUAACAAGCCCACGGAUGACAUUGUGCUCAUGGCCCAGACGCUGGAGAAGAUCUUCCUGCAGAAGGUGGCCCAGAUGCCUCCGGAGGAGCAGGAGAUGGUCAUCACGGUGGCCAAGAACAGCCACAAGAAGGGGGCUUCCCGGGCAGCAGCACUCCAAGCGGCUGCCAGUGGGGCUGCCCAUCAGGUCCCCGCCGUCUCUUCCGUGUCUCACACGCAGCUGUUCCCCGCCAGCACGGACAUCCCCACCACAGUUGUCAACAUCCCCCACCCUUCUGUCAUCUCCGUGCCACUCCUGAAGCCCCUCCAUGUGACGGCCGCCUCCCAGCCAGUGCUCACAGUGCCUGCCCCCACCCAGCCUGUGGCCAAGAAGAAGGGGGUGAAGCGGAAAGCGGACACGACCACCCCCACCCCCAUCAUCGCCACCAGCGGGGGAGAGUCCUCGCCUUCGGCCACUGUGCUAGAGGUCAAGGCGGCCAAGAUCCCUGCCCGGCGGGAAAGCGGCCGCCCCAUCAAGCCCCCCCGCAAGGACCUCCCGGACUCCCAGCAACACCAGACCUCCAAGCGGGGCAAGCUCUCGGAGCAGCUCAAGUACUGCAACGGCAUCCUGAAGGAGCUGGUGUCCAAGAAGCACGCCGCCUACGCCUGGCCCUUCUACAAGCCCGUGGACGCCUCGGCCCUGGGCCUGCACGACUAUCACGAAAUCAUCAAGCACCCCAUGGACCUCAGCACCAUCAAGCGCAAGAUGGAGAACCGGGAGUACCGUGAUGCACAGGAGUUUGCGUCUGACGUGCGCCUCAUGUUCUCCAACUGCUACAAGUACAACCCCCCUGACCACGACGUGGUGGUAAUGGCUCGCAAGUUGCAGGAUGUCUUUGAGUUCAGCUAUGCCAAGAUGCCAGAUGAACCCCUAGACAUCAACCCCCCCUCCGCAUCACUCCCACAGCCGGGGCUCCUGAUGAAGUCCUCCACAGACGAGUCUUCCAGCGACGAAGACGACGAAGAGGAGGAGGAGGAGGGGGACGAAGACGACAGCAGCAGUGAGAGCUCUUCAGAUAGUGAGGAGAGCUCCGACUCGGAAGAGGAGCGUGCCAACCGGCUGGCGGAGCUCCAGGAGCAGCUGCGAGCCGUGCAUGAGCAGCUGGCAGCCCUCUCCCAGGGGCCCGUCUCCAAGCCCAAGAGGAAGCGGGACAAGAAAGAGAAGAAGAAGAAGAAAAAAACAGAGAAGCGCAAAGCCAAAGCGGGAGACGAGGAGGCGCGGGCUCACCAGGCCCAGCUCAAGAAGUCAAAGAAGGCGGGAGGCGGCGGCAGCAGCGGUGGCGGCGGCAGCAGCACCAAGAACUCCAAGAAGGCCGCCUCCAAGGCCCUUCCCCCGCCAGUCCCCGUGCUGUACGACUCAGAGGAGGAGGAGGAGAGCAAGCCCAUGACCUAUGACGAGAAGCGGCAGCUCAGCCUGGACAUCAACAAGCUGCCUGGGGAGAAGCUGGGCCGGGUGGUGCACAUCAUCCAGUCGCGAGAACCCUCCCUGCGGGACUCCAACCCCGAGGAGAUCGAGAUUGACUUUGAGACCCUCAAGCCCUCCACCUUGCGGGAGCUGGAGCGCUACGUCCUGUCCUGCCUGCGCAAGAAGCCCCGCAAGCCCUACAGCGAGACCCUGAAGAAGCCGGUGGGCAAGACGAAGGAAGAGCUGGCCCUGGAGAAGAAGCGGGAGCUGGAGAAGCGUCUGCAGGAUGUCAGUGGGCAGCUGAACUCUGCCAAGAAGCCCCCCAAGAAGGCUAACGAAAAGCCAGAUUUGGGGCAGCCGCCGCCGCAGGCCGUGUCGGUCUCCCGCCUGAGCGCCAGCAGCUCCAGCUCGGACUCCAGCAGCUCCAGCUCCUCCUCAUCCUCCUCGGACACGAGCGACUCGGACUCCAGCUAGGCGGCUACCCGGGGU
This is a messenger RNA of Euleptes europaea (tarantolino), 2246 nucleotides long. RefSeq names its product bromodomain containing 2 (gene BRD2). The coding region runs from base 111 to 2231 and encodes 706 amino acids. Gene Ontology annotation, biological process: regulation of DNA-templated transcription; chromatin remodeling. The transcript is spliced from 11 exons. Lineage: Eukaryota; Metazoa; Chordata; Lepidosauria; Squamata; Sphaerodactylidae. Gene Ontology annotation, cellular component: chromatin; nucleus. The record is from RefSeq and is a predicted model, not a curated record.